This is a messenger RNA of Saxophila tyrrhenica, 1968 nucleotides long. RefSeq lists its product as uncharacterized. The record is from RefSeq and is a predicted model, not a curated record. Bases 1 to 1968 code for a protein of 655 amino acids. Lineage: Eukaryota; Fungi; Ascomycota; Dothideomycetes; Mycosphaerellales; Extremaceae. The transcript is spliced from 3 exons.
AUGGCAAAUACAGUGGAUGCGCCACAACAGCGGAUUCACGGGGUCCAGCCUGACUUCAAACAGCACAACGUGAACACCACGACUCUGGCGGAUGGCAACAGGUCGCCUCUCGACGACGACGAGAGAUCACGAUGGUGGCCAGAGCUCGAUACCAAGUCUGUCCAAACACAAAACGAUGAUGAUGUCUACAGUACCGGUCAGGAUACCAUUAACAGCAGUUCCGCAGCUGCCAGGACACCCAAAAGCCCCUGGGUCGUCACCACUUUAGCAGUAAGCACGCGCGGCGGUUCGCCUGCCUCGACGGGAUCUCGGGAGCGCGAUCAUCCGUGGAAGCCUUCACUGCUUCGCAUUGGGCCUAUGAGCGGUCUCUGCGUCAUGCUUGUGGCCGUUGGAAGCAUGCUGGCAAGCCUCGCCAUACUCCUAGGGUCGAACCAUGCGGCAGUCACGAGCUGGAAGGCGCCUCCCUCCACCUACCUGGCCAUCUGUACUGCCGUGGCCAAUCUGGAGAUCAGGUACGCAUGUGUCCAAGGUGUCGCCAUCGCAUGGUGGAGCAGAGCAUUGCGCGGUACGACUCUCGCGAGACUCCAUUAUGAUUGGCGAGCUGGUACCACCGUCGUGGGUGCAAUGGCCUCUGGGAGACGCAUGGGUCUGCUUGGACUUGCAUGCAUCUGCUCCGUACUUGUUGUAGCCAAUGCGCCUCUUCUACAGCGUGCAACAACGGUCGUGCCAGAGAGUCUCAUUGGAACCGUACCUCUGAACGUUACCAUCAGUCCCGAGAUUCCAACAGGCUACACAGGCUGGUGGAAUCGCGAUUGGGGGCGGUGGGAUCAGGCAUUUAACGACACUAUCCCGACAGCAACCGGCCACGCCUCGAACAAGCUGUACGCUCAGCUGUCUGCACACUUCCAAUACCAGCUGGGGUCCAAAUGGCUCUCGGAUGGGCCGUUGCGUGAUUUCAUACAUGGUUGCGACGGAGUGUGUAGAGCGAAGGUGAAAGCCCCGGCACUCUCGCCUGUUGCGUGCUCCUCCCGCACUUUGAAAAGCAAUUACUCCCUUCCGAUGUCUCAGAGGAUGGCAAAGGCGACGACCAAUGGACCAGCCGUGGACCUUGGGCAUAGACAGCUCAUCAUUGGACCCAGCCUCUUGAUCGACGACGAACACGAGACAUUGAACUUGUUCACUGGCCACGCAACAAUGGACGGAUGUGAGGGAACGUUCAAAUAUCGCGCCUGCACCUUCGCGUCCGCUGUUGGAGAGUACGACGUGACUAUCGACAACAACCGGGUGACCCUGGACCAGACACCGCCUCGAAUCGUCUCCUUCGCGAACAACGCGGCAAUGAACCAUACUUUGGAUAGUGGCAUGUACCAGUCGACCUUGGCUGGUAUUGUAACGCUCUUGCGUACGCAGUGGACUACCUCCUACGCUACUUAUGGAGAGGUAAACACGGGUCCAACGUCGAUGUCACAUGGCACCUCAUACAUGCAGUUCAUGAGGGCGGACCCUGUUUCUGCUUGCGGGGUCUCGUUUGACGAUCCCUACGACACCGUUGUGCAGAGCUUAAACUCCUUGAUGUUCCUUACUGGCAUGGUGGCCGGAAGAGAGGAUCCGUCGUUCCUCAGACACGCUUUGGACCCGGGGCUUGAAGUCAACACUACUACCACCGGGUAUCGACAGGGAGAGCACAAUGUCUACCGUAUCGACUUUGUCUUCUUUUUUGCUGCUGUGAUGGUGGAUCUGGUUUGCAUGGCGUUCAUCUUGCCGACUUACUGGGGUUGGUGGAGGAUUGGACGAUCGGCUUCGUUCUCGCCGUUGGAGCUUGCUGAGGCUUUCAACGCCCCCUUGCUGGCUGGCAGUGGUGCAAACAGCUCCGGGAGUCGAAUUACGACGACAUUGGGCGAUGUCCCUGUUCAAUACUAUCCUCCGGUUCAGGAUUUAGGGGGGCGUCCUGGCUUUGCUGUGGGCUAA